Molecule: messenger RNA, 1259 nt
Organism: Prosopis cineraria
Lineage: Eukaryota; Viridiplantae; Streptophyta; Magnoliopsida; Fabales; Fabaceae
Product: agamous-like MADS-box protein AGL80
Exons: 1
Coding region: 198-908 (236 amino acids)
Biological process (GO): positive regulation of transcription by RNA polymerase II
Molecular function (GO): DNA-binding transcription factor activity, RNA polymerase II-specific; RNA polymerase II cis-regulatory region sequence-specific DNA binding; protein dimerization activity
Source: RefSeq, a predicted model, not a curated record
UACAUGUAAAUGUACAAAGUAUCAAAAUUAGUAAUUACUGCUUAAUUAAUACCAUAAAUGAAUUACUAAAAUAUUAAUUUACACCAUACCAAACUGGACUAUAAAUACCAUUCACUGUUUGGGGUAAGAAUCACAUAACAGAAACUUUUUCAGUUUCCGUUUUUCUCCAUCUUCCUUCCCAGUCACACAAUAUCACCAUGACCAGAAAGAAGGUGAAGCUCGCGUUCAUAGCGAACGACUCUGCGAGGAAAGCGACAUACAAGAAGAGAAAGAAGGGUCUGAUCAAGAAGAUCGACGAACUAACCACUCUCUGCGGAAUCGAGGCUUGUGCCAUUGUGUACAGUCCGUACGAUUCUCAGCCGGAGGUUUGGCCUUCUCCGUUCGGAGUCCAGCGCGUUCUGUCGAAGUUCAGGAGGAUGCCGGAGCUGGAGCAGAGCAAGAAGAUGGUGAAUCAGGAAGGGUUUCUGAAGCAAAGGAUCAUGAAAGCGAAGGAGCAGCUGAAGAAGCAUAGGAAGGACAAUAGGGAGAAGGAGAUGACGCAGAUCAUGUACCAGUAUCUCAGUGCAGGAAAGGUUCUUCAUAACAUGACGAUGAUCGAUCUCAACGAUCUGGCUUGGCUCGUGGAGCAGAAUCUGAAGGAGGUUAAUCGGAGGAUGGAGACGCUGCAUAAGACGGCUCAGAGUCAGAGGGCGGUGGACGUGGCGGCCAUCGCGGCGGCCGAUGUGGCGGCGAGGGGCAGAGAUAAGGCGAAGGUGGAGCAGGUGGAUGUGCUGGAGGUGGCCGGAGGGGAAGCGAUGCCAAAGCAGCAGUGGUAUAUGGACAUGAUGAACGGUGGUGCUGAUGAAACGCUGUCGUUUGGGGAUGUGGGCCAUUCCAAUGCAUUCUGGCAUAAUCACUACUUCCCUUGAGGAAGGACGUGCUUGGGAGCUGAGUUAAUUGGGGUUCGUUUGGGUUUGGUUUGUUGUCGUUUUGUGUUUCGUCUUGUUCGUCUCUAACUUUCUUUUUAUUUUUGUCUACUGUGUGAUGGGUCAAUAUGUAUUCUCGCCUUAUAUAUGCUGUUUAUAUAUAUAUAUAUAUAUAUGGUAUUUUAUAUCAAUAAAAUAAAUGUCCAGUGGUUAUUUGUCAAUUUGAAUGGCUCCUUCUAGAAAUUUAUCGGUUAAUUAUGUGGAGCUAAAGACUUGGAUCUGGAAGUACCAAGUCAACAGUCAUGGUGUUUGUUUGUUUUUUUUUUUUCAGCAGUUCAGACUAUUGAAAUUGAG